Molecule: messenger RNA, 2095 nt
Organism: Linum trigynum
Lineage: Eukaryota; Viridiplantae; Streptophyta; Magnoliopsida; Malpighiales; Linaceae
Source: the annotation of a GenBank genome assembly
GUGAACUUCGCGAGGAAUGAGCCUUUGAGAAACAAAGUGCCUCCCCAGUCAAGUCACGACCAACGUUCAUCUUGCCCGCGAGGAAAAUUGUGGCCACGACUAGUGGAUCGCGACCGCGAAGUCAGCCCGUGAUCUUCCCCUUCCCAGCCUCGACGAUUGUAUUUUGAGAUCACGGCCCAAAGACCAAAGAUCCCGCCCGUGAUCUCCUUGCCGCAGGCCGCGAAUUUUCUCGAGUCCAGAAUUUUCUCGAAUUUUCCCCUUUUGACGAGAGCUGAUUUUGAGAGAAACCUUUUAGUUCUAGAGAGAGAGAAGAGAGAGAAGCUAAAGAAAUGAGAAGAGAAGGAGAAGAAGGAGGAGCUAUAAGCAAGAAAGCAUUUGGCGAGUUUAGGUUAGAUGUGUGAAUGGGGGCCUAAUAGUGGUCAAGCGACCGAACCCUGCUAUAGGUAGCAUUCCUAGAUGAAACCCGAGAUGAAACCUCUGUGUAGACGGUGGAUUGUGUCCAUUGAAAUGAGCCAUAAGCUUAAUGCCCCAAAUAUGAUAACCUAGAUCGAGGUGACUGGAACAUGGGUUUAGGGGAGGCGUACUCGGAGGCGUGUGGAUAACCACGAAAGCCCAUGAAAAAGAGCUCACUCACCACAUUCGAUGACCCUAAGUAUCUAGAUAUGCAUAGUAAACCUAAGCUAGGGGGAGGGAUAGUUCCCCGAAGUACCUGCUUUUAGCUUUGAUCAAUCUUUAGACUAGUGUUUCCUCAUAUCCUCCACUCAAAACCUCAAAAACUGAUUAACUAAUUAGAAACUAUGUGAGAAGUAGGCUAGGGUACCAGGACCCGAGUAGAAUACAACCUUGAUUAACACUAUACGACAAUGUCGUUCUAGAUUAAACUUGGCCUAAGAUAUAGUUGUUGAUACGUGCUAACCUCUAACAAUAACCUACACGAAUUCAAGUGAUCAAGAUUUUUGACGCCGUUGCUGGAUAACCUUGGUAAUUAGUAGAAAACUAUUAAGUUGUUAGUUAGUCUUUACCUUGCUUUAUUUGUUUUGUGUUGUGUUUGUGUUUUAUUUUGUGUGUUUGUUUCUUGUUUUGUUCUUUUCGUAUUUGUUACGUUGUUUGUUUUGUUACCCAACUUUGUACAUCACGGGUUGUGGAAGUUGUUUUGUGUAAAUAGAUUGUGGCUAUGGAUCUGUCCGAAUUAGAACGUAUUGCGGAGGAAACCAUUGAUAUGCUUCGCAGGAAAGGAAGGGAUGACGAGAGUGUUAUCGAUCAUAUGUCCUACUUCCUGAAGGUAGUGAAGGCAUUGAAGAUUUUGGGAUUCACUAAAGAUCAGUUGAAUGAUAUCUUCUUCACCUACACCGUACGAGGGGAUCCAGCGGUCUGGUACAAAGAGUUCCAAUCCACUGAUCCUUCCUGGAGUCAAGUCACGGAAGCAUUUAUUUUUCGUUAUCUGACCAGAACAAUGGUCGUCAUGUGAAGGAAGGAGAUUGACACCUUUCAAUAGGAAGUUCAAGAAUUUGUUCAGAGGGUUGGGACGAUUCAAGAAUUUGAUACAAGGAAACACGAACUAUGGGUACUCUGACUAGCAACUUAACAAGAGCUUUUACAAGGGGCUCUCCACAACCCUCAAGGAGUUUAUCAGAAGGAGAUAUCCCACCGGAUUUCAAUAUAAUGAUUUGGGGAAAGUGAAACAACCCGAUCUUUUUCGAAAAUCAAACCAUACUUUAAACCAAAAGCCGGUUACUCUGGAGCAACCCAAACCACUUUUUAAAACAAACAAACAAACGAUGAUCAAGAAUUUCAAACGAAAAGCCCUAACACUUGGGCAAUCAUUAUCCAAAUACUUAAAAAAAAUUAACCCAUAAUCUUGAACCCUGAAUCUCUAGUACAUAUACUCAUAAUCAUGAACAAAAUAAUUAAACUAACUCUAGCUCUAACUCCUUGUUGAGUUCCCUGAGCUCUCUUCCUUGCUGGGCGAUAGCUCGCCUCGCCCUGCCUCUUCUUAGGAUCCACCUCUGCUAACCCUUCCUCAACCUGGUGAGUGAGAAAGGGGCCAAUCUCGUCGUUACUUCCUAAGGUCUUUACCUAAGCAAAUCCUUACUAA